GGGCAGCUCUCAGUGUCACAUGUGCUAUUUCUGGGUGUGGACAAGUGAACCAUAAAACCACUAGAAAAUAACAAGGGGAAAUUCUGAACCCAGCUUCUGACAUACACCUGUGGAAAGUACAAAGCAGCUUGAUCACGAGCCCAGCUGUGUGACUGUGUUUUCUUAAAAAUGUAUUUUGAAGUCUUUGCAACCAUCAUGAUUACAAGUAUACAUGUCGUUCCUGUUAUUUACUUACGAGCUAUAGAUCUGUGACAUUGCUAUCACAUUGUCUUUUAACACACAGUACAUGUGGCAUCUUUACUUGCAGGCUCUGUGUUAGGAAAUCAAGUGAUCCAGAACGUCUCUGAAAUCACGGUCAAGAAAGGAGACGACAUAGUGCUAGGCUGCAGCUACAGCGGAACAAAGUAUGUGCUUAUAUGGUAUCAGCAGAAACCCCAUCAAUCUCUGCAGCUUAUUCUCCACGAUGAAUCCAAAACCUUCGAUGAGGAAUUUGCACAGCGUUUUUCUGGCCACCAUGAUACCGAGCAGAAGACUUUCAAUCUUUUUAUCAGAAGGAGUCAGUGGUCAGAUACUGGGACUUACUACUGUGCCUUGGAGUAUGGCACUGUGUGCAGAGCAAGGUCUCAGCUGUUCAUUAACUCCCUUAGCUGUAAGACAGGGCUUAACCCCUUCAGGACGGAGUCAAUAGUACACGUUCUGAUCAAAACAAAACGUAAACAAAAACUGGAAUUUGCACUAUAUGUCAGUUCAACCGUAAUUCACCGCUGUCACAUUAAGUGCACCCACACUUAUUAUAUAUUAUUUUGUUCAGGAGAAGCAGGACUUUAAUUUAUCAUCAACUAUUCAUAUAUGGAACAUAAUUUAUUAAAUUUGUAUUUCCGUCUGACAUUUUAGCUGUUAAUGUCAUAAUACUGUUAGGUUUUACUGCCAAAAAAUGCACAUAUUUGUAACCAUCAACAGGUUUUAUGGUGUUUUGGAAAGUUACAGG
Pelobates cultripes (western spadefoot toad) is the source of this 988-nucleotide messenger RNA. The record is from the annotation of a GenBank genome assembly. NCBI's taxonomy places the organism in Eukaryota, Metazoa, Chordata, Amphibia, Anura, Pelobatidae.